AACGUAGAUGUCGAUUCUAUAAAUAUUAAAUUGAUUAACAAAAUUCCGGGAGAUAUAAUUACAUACAUAAGGGCUGAUGAAACCAUAACCGAGGAUGAAGCGACGUUUUAUCCCACUGAAUUUUUAAACUCUUUAAGUAUAUCAGGAUUACCACCUCACAAACUUUUACUCAAAGUCGGGGUACCUAUAAUAUUAAUGCGUAACUUAAAUUCUGCUUCUGGUUUGAAUAAUGGGACUAAAUUGAUUAUAACUUCUUUGCUACCAAAUAUAAUUGAGGCGGAAUUUCUUUCUGGUAGUUUUCUCAGUACUAAAGUUCUCAUUCCUAGAAUAAGUUUAAUUCCUACAGAUUCUGGCUUGCCAUUUUCCUUUAAGCGCUGCCAAUUUCCCGUGAGACCUGCUUUUGUCAUGACAAUUAAUAAAGCUCAGGGACAAACGUUGAACAAAGUUGGCAUCUAUUUACCUCAUCCUGUUUUUUCACAUGGACAGCUAUAUGUGGCUAUGUCUCAAGUUUGUUCUCCUCAUAAAUUAAAGAUUAUAACCAAUGAUAAAACAAAGACUACUACCAAUGUGGUAUAUCAUGAGGUUAUAUCCGAUUAAUCCCGGUUUAUACGAAUAAGAAUGAACAUUACUUACAUCCUUUUGUCAGGCCGCUCAAUAUGCCCUUUUAUCUCUGAUGAAUAUUUUGUCUAAUUGAAAAUUAUAUCAAAGAUCCUACUUUUUUAAAAGCUUACCAUUUUGUCGGAUCCACCAUUGCUCUAUUAUCCCUGCUGAUUAUUUUGUAUAACGCACAAAAAAAUAUACAUAGCUAACCCAACCUUAUUCCCUUACAUUGCUACAAAACAUGAUGAUUCUAUUAUUAAAGAUAAGCAAAGAAAAUAAUGACGAAUAAACAAACGCCUUACCCGUUCUAGAGUUACUGGUAGACAAAAUAAUAAAGAACUACGCUUGAAAUGAACUCAUCUGGAGAUAAUCUAAUGCAAGAGUUCCUUGACUUUAAUAUGAAUGAAGAAUUUUUUAGAAAUUAUUCUAAAGAUCAAGACUUCAUUGAAUUGAUUAACAAAAUGAAAAAUACUCAGGAUAGUUAUUCAACAUCAGAAAUAAAUUUAAAAGACCUUCAAAAACAAUGUAAUUUUUGGUUACUUGGGCUUAAAAAAUUUAAUAGGAUGGCACAAAUAAAAUGUAAAAAUAUAAAGGAUAAAACUUCUGAUAUUAAACAGAAAGUAGAUGAAAAAUAUUUAGUUUUACAAAAUUUACUAUAUCAAGUUAAUUAUUUGAAGCAAGAAAUUAAAAAUUGUAUUAAUUGUCCCACAUUAUAUGAGGACUUAGAUAUACUGCCAUGGCAACAAUUUUUUGAAAUCAUGCCUGAAUAUAAAGAAAUAGGGGAUAAAAUUAUCAUAGAUGAUGAUAGCUCAUGUGAUAACUUGAUUAAAGAAAAUAAUAUUGAUGUACAACAUAAAUUGGCCUUAGCACGAUUAGAUUGUGAGUUAGAAGAGAGAAAAGCGUUGGCACAAAAUAUUGAAAAAUUAUUAGUAAUAAAGCAAGAUAUACAAAAUAAUAUUAUGGAAAAAUCUAAAUUAUUAGAUUCUAUAUACCCUUCUUUGAAACAAUCUCUAAAAGAAACACUAUUAGUUCAAAAGUUGUUUGGGUUAGAUUUUGAAAAAGAUUAUUUAGUUUCCAAUAUGGUUAGAGCAUUACCUACACCUUUGUAUUCAAUUUAUGCCAAAUAUCUUUCUUACAAAAAAUUAUACAAUGAUAAAGAAAUUCACUUUGAUAUAUACGAAGAAGAUUUAGUAAACGAGAAUUCUGUCAAAGAUUUUCUUGUUGCCUUAUCUUGUAUAAACGUAGAGAAAAGUAAUUCUGAUUUAAUAAAUACUGCCUCCAAUCUUCCUAACAAUAUUGAAGAAACAAUGGAUGAGAGUGAUUCUAAAACUCAUUAUCUUAAUCAAAUUACGGUUGACGAAAGAAAUCUAGCUGAUGUUAAAAAAAUUGUCUUACACACUCUAAAUACAAUUAGUGAAAACGAUGAUUUCACUAUCCCUCAACCCAUUAAAGUUAAAAGUGUUGGAAAAGACAAAUAUGGGAGACAUGAAAAGAAUGAAGAAGAUAAUAGGCAUGCUGAAAUAACUCCCAAACCACAUGAUUAUAAUCCCCAUGCCGAUUUAAAAUUCAUUUUGAGCAAAUCCAAUCUCACUCUCAAAAUUACUGUGGCAUGUGAAGAUAAUUUAGACAAUGAUAAAAAGCAGAUUCAUAUGAUAGAGUUAAUUUUUAGACAUUAUCCUAAUCUGAAUAUAGUGACAGCCUCAUUUAAUGUGAAGGGUGAAAAACCGAAAUUAAGUAAAUCAGUAAACGAAAGGAUAUCGGUUAAGGAUGAUGACAUAUGGAGUAUCAUGAAGCAAAAUUUAUUAACAGAUAUUUUAGAUGAUUCUUCAUCAAGCAUCUCCUUGUCACCUAUUGAUUAUAUGAAAACAAAUUUCUACAUACCCAAAUUGGUAAAAGUUAUAUUUAAAAACAAGUCACUCGAUUGGAAUGACAAAGGUAUAGAGGAAGUCAAGGGUAAGCUAGAAGAUCUUAUUACAACACUCAAUUUAUCGCUCGAAGUUGUAUAUGAUAAAAUAGGGUAUCCUUAUCAAUGGCUUCAAUAUGUAAAUGAAGGGUCUAUUGGUGAUGUGACUAGCCACGACGAUGAUGAUAAAUUGAUGAAUAUAUUUGCUGUUGUUAAAUCAAGAUUUCAGUCAAGGAUACAUCUCUAUAAAUUAAUAGCGGAAUUCAAAUCAUUAUCAUCAACCAACCAGGACUCGAACAAUUUUGGACCCUUAAAAAAAUUCGAUAUAAAUUUGUUGUCUUCAAUUCAAAAUUUUUCUUUCUAUCUUUGUCAUAUCGAAUUGGUGUUACAAUGUAAAAGCCGUAAAAGUUUAAAUGUUUCGAUAACCUUACCCAAUACAACCGAAUACUACUGUUCUCAUAUUCAACAAAAUAAGAUCAAGACGAUGUUGCCUAACUUAAUCGAAUAUGAUAUUACCGAAUUAAACUCCCAUAGCAUGCAAUACAACUUAACAUUUAAUUUUAACCACCAGCAUUUGCUUCAGGAUAUAUGCGACAGUGAUAAUGAAAAUUCUUUAUUAAAUACCAAUUUUACAGAUUCAACAUUAAAUAAUAAAUUCAAGAUAUUAGAAAAUAAAAUGAAUAACUUAUGCCCAAGAUCAAUUUCACAUGGCGAGGAAAAGCCCAGUGAUGCCUGUAUAUUAGCUAUAAAAAUGGCAGAACUAAUAAAAGGAUUUAAUCACAUUGUUAAUGCAGAAUCAAACGUUGACAAAUUUCUAUAUCCAAAUAAAAAAUAUAUAAAUGAAAUUAAUGAUCCUUAUAUAAAAUUGGAUAUAAUGGAUCUAUUUAUAUGUAAUGCUAAGUGACUCUAACGACUUUGAAAUUCGAAAAGAAAACAAUUAGAAUCAGAUAUGCAUAUCAAAAAGCAACUAUAUUUGAUAAAAUUAAUAUGUUUAUAUAACUUCAAUUGAAUAUACUUAUAACUUUAAUUAAUAUAAAUUUAUUAAUGCAAUAAAGUUGUGAUCA
Messenger RNA from Gordionus sp. m RMFG-2023, 3567 nucleotides. RefSeq lists its product as uncharacterized. Gene Ontology annotation, biological process: mRNA export from nucleus; positive regulation of DNA-templated transcription, elongation. The record is from RefSeq and is a predicted model, not a curated record. The transcript has 17 exons. Gene Ontology annotation, cellular component: THO complex part of transcription export complex. NCBI's taxonomy places the organism in Eukaryota, Metazoa, Nematomorpha, Gordioida, Chordodea, Parachordodidae. Gene Ontology annotation, molecular function: mRNA binding. Bases 951 to 3407 code for a protein of 818 amino acids.